AUGGCUGGAGUGUCUCUAGGCGACCACAUGGCUGGAGUGUCUCUAGGCGACCACAUGGCUGGGUGUGUCUAUGCGACCACAUGGCUGGGUGUGUCUAGGCGACCACAUGGCUGGGUGUCUCUAGGCGACCACAUCGCUGGGGUGUCUCUAGGCGACCACAUGGCUGGAGUGUCUCUAGGCGACCACAUGGCUGGGUGUGUCUAUGCGACCACAUGGCUGGGUGUGUCUAGGCGACCACAUGGCUGGGUGUGUCUAGGCGACCACAUGGCUGGGGUGUCUCUAGGCGACCACAUGGCUGGGGUGUCUCUAGGCGACCACAUGGCUGGGGUGUCUCUAGGCGACCACAUGGCUGGGGUGUCUCUAGGCGACCACAUGGCUGGGGUGUCUCUAGGCGACCACAUAGCUGGGGUGUCUCUAGGCGACCACAUGGCUGGGGUGUCUCUAGGCGACCACAUAGCUGGGGUGUCUCUAGGCGACCACAUGGCUGGAGUGUCUCUAGGCGACCACAUAGCUGGGGUGUCUCUAGGCACUCACAUGGCUGGGGUGUCUCUAGGCGACCACAUGGCUGGGGUGUCUCUAGGCGACCACCUGGCUGGGGUGUCUCUAGGCACUCACAUGGCUGGGGUGUCUCUAGGCGACCACAUAGCUGGGGUGUCUCUAGGCGACCACAUGGCUGGAGUGUCUCUAGGCGACCACAUAGCUGGGGUGUCUCUAGGCACUCACAUGGCUGGGGUGUCUCUAGGCGACCACAUGGCUGGGGUGUCUCUAGGCGACCACAUGGCUGGGUAUCUCUAG
Procambarus clarkii (red swamp crayfish) is the source of this 795-nucleotide messenger RNA. The record is from RefSeq and is a predicted model, not a curated record. Lineage: Eukaryota; Metazoa; Arthropoda; Malacostraca; Decapoda; Cambaridae.